UACCACUUCCUAGUGAGUAUUAUAUUCUUUGCCUGCCACUCAGACUACUCAGAGAGAGAUUCCUUCACCUGGCAACACUGCAAUGAAGUGUCAAUGUCAAGCAAAAUGACUGUUACGGGUUUGUUUACUUCAGAGUUUUAGAGUAAAGUUUAAUUUCGGUCUAGGUGUAUUAUUAGAGUUUAGCGUUUUAUAUAAGUAGUUGAGCCAGCUCGAUCAAUAAUUACAUACCUUCAAGUGAACAUGUUAGAAGCACAGACAAAUAAUGAUCAGACAAUACUGGAUUACCUAAAUGAAGAUUGCUGGCGUGCUGUACUGCAAUAUGUACCUGUCCGGGACAUCAUUCGGACGGAGAGCACCAUCCGGCAAUGGCAGAGAAUGGUUCUGUGGUACUUACAAGGAAUUCAUAUAAGUAUAUUAGAUAACCAUGAUAAAGCCAAGAAGACAAAUCCAAAUGCUUGUGUUUUGAAACUUUCUCACUCUGUGUAUGAACUUGACUUCAAGUCAUUUGACAUGUGGAUCAACAAACUUGGCCCAUCAGUUGUGGCCACUUACUGCCAAAAUUUGGAAAGUUUAAUAAGAAUUAGAGAAAACUGUCCUAAUUUGGAAAGUCUGACGCUUGAAAGCUUGCAUAAUGGUUGUAGCUGCUGUGGUUUAUUAGAACGGUUCCCAUACAAUCUGAACAUGGACUUCAAGUGCCUGCAAGGGCUGUACUUCUUUUCAUGUGAUGUAUCGGACUACUGUAUUUCCCAUUUUAUAUCGGACAAAGCCUUAGAAGAAUUCGAAUUACGGAAUUGUCAGAGAGUGACAGGGGAUUUUUUCAAUACUAUAGAUUUGUCAAACGUAAAAUCCCUUGCCUUAGAAGACUGUGAUAAUAUCGAUUCCGAGCACUUAUUCUCUGCUGUCGAACGUCUUGACGGGUUGAAGAAGUUGGUCCUUAGCAAUAUGUCUGCCGAUAUAAGUAAAGGAAUACAAGCGGUGCUGGAUAAGAUGCCCAAAUUGGAAUAUCUAGAAAUAUAUGAUGAGAGAGACACGAUGCCUUGCUAUGAUUAUAAGCCUCUAUCACGUUUGACUUGUUUGAAGCACCUCGAGGUGAUGUACCGACUGCCUGAUGAGGCCGCGGAAGCUAUACUGCGGGGCUGCAAGGAUUUGAGGACCUUGGAGUUUCGGGACUGUGAAGACAUGAGCGGGCGCUCCGUGACGGAGGCGCUGUGUCGCUGGGGCACGCGGCUCCGCUCGCUGUCCUUGGAGCCGCUGGACUUGGACGACGACGACCUGGUGGCCAUCAUCAGCGCCUGCCCCGAGCUCACGGUAUAG
Messenger RNA from Cydia fagiglandana, 1314 nucleotides. RefSeq lists its product as uncharacterized. Bases 241 to 1314 code for a protein of 357 amino acids. NCBI's taxonomy places the organism in Eukaryota, Metazoa, Arthropoda, Insecta, Lepidoptera, Tortricidae. The record is from RefSeq and is a predicted model, not a curated record. The transcript has 6 exons.